CUCGACAGCGCUACGAGAAAGACGCGGCCACACGCCGCAGUGUUCUCCUAAACUUUACGCGACUUACAACUGCAGUGAACUGGAUCAAAAAUAAAACUGAGAGUGUCAAGUUGCUAGUGUUCAAGUGUAGUGAUGAUAUUUGAAUGGAACAGCCCUUUCUCACGUCUCCUGGACCAACGUUGAUGUCAGAGGGGAUGGAUCGAGACCGGCUCGCCGAGGAGAUCGUACUCCUGGCACUAUUCUUAGUGUCGACUGCGGCGAAUUCCUUAGCCCUACUGGUCUUCUGUCGACGACCUGGCCUGAGGACAAUAUCUAAUCGGUUCGUCAUCAAUUUGCUGGCAACCAAUCUGCUGACCACCUCCUUGCUGGCGCCCGCGCUUUUUGGCGAGCACUCAGCCAAGGACAACGUAGCAUCGUGGGUCGAGGCUGGAGACGCCGCUGCCUCAGCGUGCAGUCUGGCAGCGCUACUGGCGGUGAUGCUGAUCGCGCUCGACCAGCACCACGCGGUCACUGACCCUCUGCGCUGCCACACCCGUCUCCUCCAACGACGCCCUGCAGCCUUAUGUGCAGCGACCUGGCUGGCCGCCGCGGGCGCCGCGACUAUUCGAGCAGCCAUUGCGGUCUUCCGCCACUUCUACCCGCUCGAGCCUAUAGUCCAGGGAGUCGAGUUCGCUUACUACAUCGUGUACUUAAUGUUGGGAGUCCUUACCCCAGCUGCUAUAGUUUGCGUGAUGUACGCGAGGAUCUACCGAGCGGCACGUUCGUCCGGACUCCGAGCAAGAGCGAAUGGAGCGAGUGCUCUGCAACUACAUGAGCCACACACACACUUACCAGAAUUAGUCGAAGAAGCCGAAGGGUUGACUUUGAGAAUCGAUGUGCCGGAUGCACCAGAUAAUGUUACGUCCGGAGAGCCAGAUCGCAAGUUUGGCCCGUUCCUGCUACCUCCCGAGCGUCCGCUUCGUUGUCCUUCUGUCGCGAGUCUCCGAAAUGCACGAAAAGAGGGAAAAUCUAACGAGGAUCUCAGGAAAGGAUUGCCGGCAGUCAGCUCUGCGCCAUCUCUGGCCGCUCCCCUGCUCGCCGUACAACCACGUACACCGCAGCCAUCCCACAGUGGCUCUAGAAUUACUUCGAUUCGGUGCAGAAUCUCGAAUGCUUCAUUGUUUAGAUAUAGGGAAGAAUCUCGUGCGGCCCGUGUUGGACUAUUAACGGGUGCGUUAGUGAUAUUACAUAUUCCUCAUGCCGCGACUGCCGUGGUAUCGGCCGCAGUGCCUGGACUAGCCGAGUGCGUGCGUACUCCCGCGUUGGCGCUGCUGCUAUUGGCUGCAGCCGCUUCUCCGUUCCUGUUCGCGUUGCGUUCCCGCCGCGUGCAGAGGGAGGCGAGGCGUUUGCUGUUGCCAGAGAAGAACGCGUGGGAGCGAGCGUCUGGCGCCGCGUCUGCCGCGGCUGCGGACGGGCAGCGUGCGCGUGCCGCGUUGGAAUUGUUGCGAACUUUGUCACCGGGCACCGGUGCGGGCGAUGCGCCGGCGCCGGGAAACGGCUCGGAUGCUGCCACCUGUAGGGGCUCAUUCAGCUCGGGCGGCAGCACGCAGCUGUCGUCGGCGUCGGACGAGUGACCGCCGCCCCCGCCUAGCGCGCCGCCGCGCGCCCCGCGGCUGCGUUUCGGCCCGCGCCCCACCGCUCUACUGAUCUGUGAUACUAGGAUAAGCCGCUCCACUAUCGGGGCGACCGUUAGACUGAUUUAGAUUUAAGUUAACUUAUUAUAAAUGUCCAUGUACCUUUCCGCCGAGCGGACGAUUUUAUUACCUGACAUAGAUGAUAAAUGUAUUCUAUGAAAAUAUAAGAAAUUCGUAUCGAAGUG
This is a messenger RNA of Chilo suppressalis (striped riceborer), 1858 nucleotides long. The record is from the annotation of a GenBank genome assembly. Lineage: Eukaryota; Metazoa; Arthropoda; Insecta; Lepidoptera; Crambidae.